AGGAAAUUCUAUUACACAGCACAUCAACAGACAGAUAACUACCUGAAACCGGGAAAACUAAAAAAUCAUGGAUAUUUAUUUGUGGAAAGUUGUGUGUAUUAUAUGUGCUCUACUCUUUAAUGCUACAGGUUCACUCUCCCAGUUGAAUGUGUGUGGCCGGGCUCCACUGAACACCAAGAUUGUCGGAGGUGAAGAUGCUGCUGCCGGGUCCUGGCCGUGGCAGGUCAGCUUUCAGAGAGGAGGCAGCCAUUUCUGUGGUGGAAGCCUGAUCAGUGAGAAAUGGGUCUUAUCAGCUGCUCACUGUUUCCAAAGCAUUACUGCACCUGAUAUCACAAUCUUUCUGGGAUUGGCAAGUCUGCAGGGUUUUAACUCUAAUAUGCAGACAGCAACCACUAGUAACAUUAUCAUCAACGAAGCGUAUGAUCCUGUCUCAAAUGACAAUGAUAUUGCACUAGUCGAGCUUGACUUUCCAGUGACUUUCAGCUCUUAUGUUGUGCCGGUCUGCCUCACAGCAAGCAACAGUUUUCUUCCUGCUGGCACUAAUGUCUGGGUCACAGGAUUUGGUAGAAUUGGUACAAACGUCAAUCUGCCACCCCCUGAAACCCUGCAGGAGGUGGAGGUGCCGAUUGUCAGUAACAGUGACUGCGCAAACAGUUACAGUUCUAUCACAAACAAUAUGAUAUGUGCUGGCUUAUCUCAGGGAGGGAAAGACUCGUGUCAGGGUGAUUCUGGAGGUCCAUUGGUGAUCAGGGUCAACGGAAUCUGGGUUCAGGCUGGGAUUGUGAGCUUUGGCCAUGGCUGUGCACAACCUAAUUUCCCUGGUGUGUACACCAGAGUGUCUCAGUACCAAGGCUGGAUAGACGGCUCGAGCGGCAGCAAUCAAACAGGAUUUGUUACAGUCUCAAAUGGCAAUCAGAGCUCCCCCAACCUCUUCUGUCUGUUCCUUUCUUUUCUCAUUAUCCCCUUUCUCUUAUCUCUCAGCAGCUUAUGGUAG
Clarias gariepinus (North African catfish) is the source of this 994-nucleotide messenger RNA. RefSeq names its product serine protease 27-like. Gene Ontology annotation, biological process: proteolysis. NCBI's taxonomy places the organism in Eukaryota, Metazoa, Chordata, Actinopteri, Siluriformes, Clariidae. The coding region runs from base 68 to 994 and encodes 308 amino acids. The transcript has 6 exons. The record is from RefSeq and is a predicted model, not a curated record. Gene Ontology annotation, molecular function: serine-type endopeptidase activity.